AUUCGACACAACUAUAAUAUACUUUGAAUGAAAUAAUUCAGAAUUUCAUAAGACCUAUAACACUUAAAAGGGAAUCCUCCAUAUAAUAUGGUUGAUUCAAAUACUAUUAGUUCCAAGAAUUAUUAUCAUUCAGAAUUGCAAAAUAGGUUAUACUUUUCAAGUGGUUCAAAUCAGGAUAUGAAAAUCCCUUAUCCAUGUACUUGUUGCAAGCGAAAUUCCCCUUCUAUAUUUUCACCACAAUGUAUGAAUGUUUGUGCAGACUGUGAUACUCCAGCUACAAACUAUAAUCUCAAUUUAUCGACAACCAAUUUUUCAGAUAAUAACCCCAACCCAUUUUCUCAGUUUACAUCUUUAUCAAAAUCCAAAGAUCCAUUCUCCAGUGUUUUGAACAAUGAACAACACAAUUUUAUAAAUGAUAAUUCUCUUCGACCUAAAAUCUCGUCUCCCGUUAAUUCUUCUCUAACCAUUCUGAAAUGUGAUGAGUUCUCUACGUCUAAACUUAAUUUGGGAAAUUCUGUUGAGUUGCCUACAAAUCAACUGGCUAUAUCAAACGAAAGUGAUAGCAGAUGUGAUGAUAUGGAGAUAAUUAAUAGCAAAAGCACUGAAGAAAAUAAUAAUAUUACGAGUUAUCAUCAGGUCAUUCAUACUGAUAAUCCAUACUACAUGAAUCAGUCUAAUCCGAAUCUUCUUAAACUUUUGUCGAACUGUAAUCAGUUAGUCAGAAACUCAUCAGUUGAAAUAUUACCAUCUUUGUAUUCACCGCUACCUUCAUUAUCAGCUGUUAAUACACUACAUCCAUUUAACAAUCAUGUUACAAGAUCAGACUCUUUAGUGCUAGAUAAUACUUCAAAAUGUCUCAAUGAGAAUUGUAUUACUGAAAAUAUGGAAAAAUAUAAUCAAACUAAGAAUGAAGAUAAUAAUGUUAACGAAAGGUCCGAUGAUUAUAUGGAUGGCAAAUCAACUUAUCCGAAUAAAAAUUCCUUGUGGAUAUUCAAUAAUUGCACCAACCCAAAUAACACAGCAGGAUUUGAAGAACCAUUUGAUGUCAGUCACACAGUGCAAGAGGUUAUCAAAUCUUCUAUUUGUAAUUAUCCUUCAAAUAUAUACAAUUCUUCGUUGUCACUACCAAUAGCCUUUCCAUCCUCCCCUUCUGCUUCACUUACUCAUAACUAUGAAUCAUUACAGGUGGAAAAACCUAUCACAAACUUUGUAAAUCAUGCUCAGGUUACCACUCAUCCUUGCAUGAUACAACAUGACAUGCAGCAUUCGACUUCAACUAACUAUUCAUCAUCGUGUUCUUCUUCAUCAUCAUCAUCAUCAUCGUCUGAGCAACAGCAGUCACAUCACUGUUUUCCUCAAACUGACAUUGCUUCAUACGUACCAUCACAAAUUAAUUCGAUAGAAUGUAGUGAUAAACAUCAAUAUGAUUUAGCUGAUAUGCCCUGUUCACGUCGUCAGGAACAACAGUAUCGACAAAAAAAGUUGUUUCUUCACUUUCCAACACCAACAGAAACCGUGAAAUGGAUGCCUAAACAUUUGAUGAUGAUUAAUGCACAACAGCACCACCAACACCAACGUCAACAGCAACUCACAGACGACCUUCUUGAAAGUGAAUCUCACUCAGUAAUCAAUAAGCUUGGCAUGGAAUAUACCUCUCAAGCAACCAUAGACAAACAAUCUGUGCUCCACGAAACUCCUCAGUGUGUACAAUGUGGAAAAUUUAAUAUUGAAAAUCAACAAUGGGUCUUCGACAGAAUUACUGAACUUUAUUUAUGCAAUGAAUGUAAUCAACAAGUCAACAAUGACAAUGAUAGAAUGAAGUCAACAAGAAAAAUGAAACACGUACCAAGUAUAAAUGUACCGGCUGAUAAAGCUAAGCCAUUCUUUGAUCCAUUACUGAAUUAUGGUACACGGAAUAGAAAUCGAUCAGGUUUAGAUCAAGAAAAUGGGAGUUUGUCUUUUCUUAUAUGGAAUGAUGUCAAAUCUUACUCUGAAGAUCCUUCAUUUAUAUUCAAUCCUACGAACAAUUUUAAUGAGAUAGAUAAACACUUGCAAAUACAAUCACCUCAAGAGAUCUCAAACUAUUCUACAUGGUCACAAUAUACAACGAAGGAUGUGGCUGUUACUAGGGAACCAAUCGAUCCAAUACAUAGUGAAGUAAAGAUCUCAAAGUCAUCUAAUUCAUUAAAUAUUCCAAACUCUACACGUCGUUCAGGACAAUUUUGUACCAAUUGUAAUACUUCAGCAACAACCCUAUGGCGUCGUAAUACGGAAGGAGAACCAGUAUGUAAUGCAUGUGGAUUAUAUUAUAAACUGCACAAGAUAAACCGUCCAAUAUCUAUGAAGAAAGAAGGGAUUCAAACUCGCAAGAGAAAACCAAAAAUGAGCACACUAAAAUCUAAUCAGUUAUAUGUACCGAAUUCCUCUCGAGGUUCUGGAAAAUCUAUGAACAAAUUAGUGACGCGUAUGGAUGGUUCUAAACAGGCGAGUUUUUUAUUGAUAAUAGACAUCAGUACGAUAUUAUAUACCGAACUGUAUAUAGCAAGAGCUGUUGUAAUUACAAACCAGACAGGUGGUUGA
Schistosoma margrebowiei is the source of this 2580-nucleotide messenger RNA. The record is from the annotation of a GenBank genome assembly. NCBI's taxonomy places the organism in Eukaryota, Metazoa, Platyhelminthes, Trematoda, Strigeidida, Schistosomatidae.